AUGCAGAAAUACCAGUUAGAUUCUGAUAUUUCUUGUGGCCAUGGUCGUCGCAAAAUUGGCUACUACUUCGCACACUUAAAGUGGGAGCAAAUGGUUGCUGGCGUCGCCGGUGGUGCUGUUACCACUGCGGUGCUUCACCCCUUAGAUCUGGCCAAAACUCGGCUGCAAGUGAAUGAAGGUAAUGCGGUUGUCAAGGCGCGACCUCGAAGUUCUCGAUUUAGUGGAACCCUUCUUGAGAUCUACAGAGCAAGGGGCUUUUUCGGUUUCUAUCAAGGUGUAACGCCAAAUCUUUUGGGAAACGCGGUAUCUUGGGGACUUUACUUUUUCCUUUAUGGUGCCCUUAAGAAUUACGCUCAAGGAGGCGACCCAUCUAAGAAGCUGAGUAUAGCUUGUUAUUUCGGUUAUUCCAGCAUGUCAGGUAUAGCGAUUUUGUGGAUGACAAACCCAAUAUGGGUUGCUAAAACGCGUAUGUGCUUGCAAUAUGAGACGCUGGAUGCACCUGGUCGUCUCACAACUUGGGGCACCUUGAGAUCCAUUUGGCUGACGGAAGGACUUCGAGGUCUCUACCGUGGCAUGGUCCCUGGCAUGGUUGGUGUGUCCAAUGGAGCUCUACAAUUCCUGUUCUAUGAGGAGUUUCGCAAUUUCUACAAUUCGUUUCACGGGCGCCCCAUCGAUACUCAUUUAAAUGUUCCCGAGUACCUACUUAUGGGGACAUUGUCAAAGACACUUGCUGUUGCUGCUACAUAUCCUUACCAAGUUGUGCGAACUCGUCUACAAGAACAACAUAGGAAUUACGGAACCAUGACGAAUUUAGUGAAAACUAUUUUCAGGUAUGAGGGUGUUUUCGGAUUUUACAAGGGCCUUUUACCGAAUAUUUUACGAACGGCACCUGCGUGUGGCUUGACGUUCGUUGUCUACGAAAACUGCUACAAAUGUCUGAAGGCGUUGUGA
Molecule: messenger RNA, 951 nt
Organism: Mesocestoides corti
Lineage: Eukaryota; Metazoa; Platyhelminthes; Cestoda; Cyclophyllidea; Mesocestoididae
Source: the annotation of a GenBank genome assembly